Molecule: messenger RNA, 2237 nt
Organism: Salvelinus sp. IW2-2015
Lineage: Eukaryota; Metazoa; Chordata; Actinopteri; Salmoniformes; Salmonidae
Gene: rarga
Product: retinoic acid receptor gamma a
Biological process (GO): regulation of transcription by RNA polymerase II; cellular response to corticotropin-releasing hormone stimulus; retinoic acid receptor signaling pathway
Cellular component (GO): transcription regulator complex; nucleus
Molecular function (GO): zinc ion binding; RNA polymerase II cis-regulatory region sequence-specific DNA binding; nuclear receptor activity
Source: RefSeq, a predicted model, not a curated record
CCUCUCUCAGUCUGAGGCAGUUGGUUCGCUCCGCUGUGCUGUAUGUGUCUGGGAUGCAGCAGUGAAAGAAAGAGAGAGCUGAAAGAGAGAGAGAGCUGAAAGAGAGAGAGAGAGGGAGGGAGCUGUUAUUUAGGUCUGUUACAGCAGACAGGGAGCAGCUCGCCCUAGGGCAGGGGGAGACGAUAGAGCAACACUGAACUCAGAACAGCACAUUCAGCUACAGAUACAGCCAGGCAGGAACCAGCCCUGCAUUCCAGCUGAGGGGAAGGGAAAAGAGGUAUAGAAACUGAAGUGCCAGCAGGAAAGGAUAGAACAGACGGGAGAGAGAGAGAGAGAGAGAGAGAGAGAGAGAGAGAGAGAGAGAGAGAGAGAGAGAGAGAGAGAGAGAGAGCGCGCGAAGGAACGAAGGAAAAGGUAGCAGCAGGCAGCAACACAUCAACACAAGGGUUUGAUCUGGGACCUUCACUGCUGCUGCUACUGUUGUUGUUGUUGUUAUUGUUGUACUCCGGUAAGGUGACCUAGCUACUCCAGGAACAAGGAAGGAGGGGUACAGCAGCAGGUUUAACCUGUGUGUUCUCAGGAGGUAGGGGCUAGGGAGGGGGUACAGUAAAAGGAGGUUGAAAGCUCCACCACCAUGUUUGACUGUAUGGAAGCUCUGGGGAUGGGCCCACGCCAGCUAUAUGAUGUCACCAGCCGGGGUGCGUGCAUGCUGCGGAAGGCGAGCCCCUUCUUCGCAGGGCUGGACCCCUUCGCUUGGACCGGCAGCGCCAGCGUUCAAUCGGUGGAGACCCAGAGCACCAGCUCUGAGGAGAUGGUCCCCGGCUCUCCCUCUCCACCUCCCCCACCACGCAUCUACAAACCCUGCUUCGUGUGCCAGGACAAGUCCUCUGGAUACCAUUACGGAGUCAGUUCCUGUGAGGGCUGCAAGGGUUUCUUCCGACGCAGUAUCCAGAAGAACAUGGUGUACACCUGCCACCGAGACAAGAACUGCCAGAUCAACAAGGUCACCAGGAACCGCUGCCAGUACUGCCGACUGCAGAAGUGCUUUGAGGUCGGCAUGUCCAAGGAAGGUGAGAGACCGGUGCGUAAUGACAGAAACAAGAAGAAGAAAGACGUGAAGGAGGAGUUGGUGUUGCCAGAGAGUUAUGAAUUGAGUGGAGAACUGGAGGAGCUGGUCAACAAAGUCAGCAAAGCCCACCAAGACACCUUCCCCUCACUGCUGCAGCUGGGCAAAUACCACACCAACUCCAGUGCAGAGCAGCGCGUGCAGCUGGACCUGGGGCUGUGGGAUAAGUUCAGUGAGCUUUCCACCAAGUGCAUCAUCAAGAUCGUGGAGUUUGCCAAGCGCCUCCCCGGMUUCACCACCCUCACCAUCGCUGACCAGAUCACCCUCCUCAAAUCAGCCUGCCUGGAUAUCCUGAUGUUGAGGAUCUGCACCCGCUACACCCCAGAGCAGGACACCAUGACCUUCUCAGACGGGCUGACCCUGAACCGGACCCAGAUGCACAACGCAGGCUUCGGCCCGCUCACAGACCUGGUGUUUGCCUUUGCUGGCCAGCUGCUGCCUCUGGAGAUGGACGACACAGAGACGGGCCUCCUCAGCGCCAUCUCCCUCAUYUCUGGAGACCGUAUGGACCUGGAAGAGCCCCAGAAGGUGGACAAGCUGCAAGAGCCCCUCCUGGAGGCCCUGAAGAUCUACGCACGUCGCAGACGCCCCAACAAACCACACAUGUUCCCCCGCAUGCUGAUGAAGAUCACUGACCUCAGAGGCAUCAGCACUAAGGGGGCAGAGAGAGCCAUCACUCUGAAGAUGGAGAUCCCAGGCCCCAUGCCUCCUCUGAUCAGGGAGAUGUUAGAGAACCCAGAGGCCUUCGAGGACCAAACAGAGAGCAGUGGAGAGAGCUCCCCACCGCCUGCCCCUCCACCCGUUCCACCAGCCUCCUCCAAGCCCCCCGCCACCAUGAAGACUGAGGCUGAGGACGAGGAGGACAGCUGGGGGACAGAGAAUGGCAGCGAGCCUUCCCCAGAGGAAGAAGAUGAGGAUGACUAUGAUGAUGGGGAGGAGGAGGACCGGGACAGGGGCUCGGACAGCGAGGGGGAAUCCUGGGCUCUGGAGGGUAGCAGCGAAGGGGCUAGGAAGAACCAUGCCGGGAGGGCGCAGUGAGGAGGAGAGAAGAUCACAGAUAUGCAGACUCUACACUCAAACACACACACACUAACUGACGUAAUCAAACACA